AUGGACGAAUUAACUAGACUCUAUUCUCCGUCAUGUUGGGUUGCAGGAAAAUCAAGUGAAGAGGUCAUUUUUCAAGAGUUGUUUUCAAAUGACAUAAAAUAUUUUUAGGUGAUGUCAGAAUUUAUUUCCAAAACUCAAGAAGCCUUCGAAAAUUUGAAAAAUAAUUUGGAAAUUCCCCGAAGUCUCGAUAUUUCUUAUGGUUCAAAACCAAAUAAAAAAAUCGAUUUGUGGGGACCAAAAGAUUCUAAAAACUUGUUAAUCUACUUUCACGGUGGAUAUUGGGCAGCUGGUUCUCGACACGAUACCGCCCCAAUUUUACCAUGCGCCUUAAAAUCUGGAUAUACUGUCGCGGCGAUGGGUUAUGAAUUGGCAACAAAAAAUAUUGGAUCACUUCCGGAGACAAUAUCUGAUGCGAUUCAAGGGACACAGUAUGUUUUGGAGAAUUUCGGAGAUAAUUUUGAAAAUAUAAUUGUUGGCGGACAUUCGGCUGGAGGACAUUUGGCAAUUCGUGCGGUUUCGGGAUCAGAAAAUUCGAAAAAUUCAAAUAAAAUUAAAGGAUUAUUAUUGUUUUCAGGCGUAUAUUUUGUUGAAGAAUUGGUUGAAACUGACAUUGGCAGAGAUAUUAGGUAAGAACGAAAAAAUAGGAAAAAAUUAAUUCAAAAUGUUUUAGCCUAACUGCCUCGGACGCCAAAUUAUCUACCUGUGAUUUCAAGUUGAUUCGGGUUCCUGGAUCAAUAAACCAAGUUCAAAUAAUUUUGGGACUUCAAGAAUCUCCAAAACUCAUCGAGCAAAAUCGAGAACUCAUGGGGGAUUUUGCCAAUACUUACAAAAUUGAUGAGUUUCCUGACGAUUCACAUUUUUCGAUUAUCACUGGAUUAUUGAAUGAGCAUUCAGAUGUUUUCAAGACUGUUUCUCGAUUUUUGAACAGUUUUUGA
Molecule: messenger RNA, 935 nt
Organism: Caenorhabditis angaria
Lineage: Eukaryota; Metazoa; Nematoda; Chromadorea; Rhabditida; Rhabditidae
Source: the annotation of a GenBank genome assembly